AUGGCGCAAUUUAAUACAGCUCAGUCAUCAAAUAAUGAAAGUCUUAAGGAUCUAUUUGAUGAUGCUAUGAAGUUAUUUAACAACAUAGAAAAUGGCAAAGAAGCCACCAAUAGUGAUCCGGUUCAGAUGAGCAUAAGAUCAGCAAUAUCAAAGUUAGAGAAGGCUACAAAUUUAGUUUCUCUGACUGAAAUGUUCAGCAAGAAUGAAAGUUUUGACGAAUUGCCAACAGAGUCAUUGCAGUACUUACUGCUGCCAGCACUACUUGGCACUUUAACAUUGAAGAUGUGUGGUAGGCCCAGAAAAGAUGUUGUUGAUGUUGCUGAGAUUUACUUUAAGGAUUUUUUAACAAGAUGCAAGAACUAUGGCCUUACUGACUUGGAGAUACCACAGUGCAGUGAAGACAGCCAGACAAUAAUAAGCAGACCACAAAGUGAACAAGCAAAGAUAGUCAGCAUGGUUCAAACACGAGAAGCUAAGAUCAAGCGGUACAAGGAGGCAAAAGAACUAAAGGACAAACUGGCAAACUUGACCAAAGCAAUGUCAUUGCCUAGUGUUGAUGAGGAGACCAAACGAGAGUACUCUAAGACAAUGUUGCUAAACUAUGUAAAUCAAGCAUUUGACGAGCUGGCUAGCAUUGAACAAGAGAAGCCGAUCUUAGAAUAUAUGGCAAAGCACAGUGGAGAACCAAAGCCAAAACAAAAGGAGAGAUCAACUCCUCUGAAGCCUGUGAUCAUAACUCGAGAUGCAAUACAAAAAGCGGUAUUUGGAGCUGGGUAUCCUUCGCUGCCUACAAUGACUGUGGAGGAGUUCUACGAUAAAAGGGUUAAAGAGGGAACGUUCCCAGGCCCCGCUAUACCACAUACCAGGAUAGAAACUGCAGAGCAUGAUGCAGACGAGGCGGAGGAGAUUCGGAAGGAAAGGCUGAUAGAAGAGGACGACCCAGAAGAGUUGGCUAGACAACGUAAUAUGGACGAAUAUAAAGAUGAUCAUCGCCGCGGCUGGGGCAACAGAUAUAACAGGAGU
This is a messenger RNA of Iphiclides podalirius (scarce swallowtail), 1023 nucleotides long. The record is from the annotation of a GenBank genome assembly. Lineage: Eukaryota; Metazoa; Arthropoda; Insecta; Lepidoptera; Papilionidae.